This is a messenger RNA of Cajanus cajan (pigeon pea), 775 nucleotides long. The record is from RefSeq and is a predicted model, not a curated record. Lineage: Eukaryota; Viridiplantae; Streptophyta; Magnoliopsida; Fabales; Fabaceae.
UUGAACUAGAAGCUCUAAAAUGGGUUCUUGGAUACGAGGCAAGUGCAUAGGUAAGGGCGCGUUUGGCAGCGUCAGCGUCGCGUUUCGCAAACGCGAUGGUUCGAUAUUCGCGGUGAAGUCCGUGGGCCUCAAAACGGGUCUCCCGGGUCAGCUGGAGGCCCUGGAGAACGAGAUUCGGAUCCUCCAACGCGUCUCGUCCUCGCCGCACGUGGUAACCUUCCUCGGCCACGACGCCACGUGCGAGCAACGCAACCUCCACAUCGAGUACCUGCCAGGUGGCACCCUCGCUGACCUGGACGCUGACGUGGACGAGUCUUUACUCAGAAAAUACACGUGGUGCCUCGUCAGCGCGCUGCGCCACGUGCACGCCAACGGCGUUGUUCACUGCGACGUCAAGGGGAGGAACGUCCUCGUCGGCGCCGGCGGUGCCGGCUGCAAGCUCGUCGACUUCGGAUCCGCGGCGGAGUUCUCCGGCGAGGGGCUCCCCGCGGCGGCGACACCGCGCGGGAGCCCGCUGUGGAUGGCGCCGGAGGUGAUUCGCCGCGAGCGCCAGGGGCCGGCGGCGGACGUGUGGUCGCUGGGAUGCACGGUGGUGGAGAUGCUCACCGGAAAACCGCCGUGGCCGGGGAGCGCCGCCGUCGAGGCGCUGAGUCGGAUAGGUUUCUCCGGCGAGGUGCCGGAGUUUCCGAGGCGGUUGUCGGAGCUUGGCCGGGAUUUCCUGGAGAAGUGUUUGAGAAGGGAACCGUGCCGGCGGGGGGGGGGGGGGUUUUGUUAG